This is a messenger RNA of Xenopus tropicalis (tropical clawed frog), 1808 nucleotides long. RefSeq names its product tolloid like 2 like (gene tll2l). The record is from RefSeq and is marked provisional. Gene Ontology annotation, cellular component: cortical granule. Lineage: Eukaryota; Metazoa; Chordata; Amphibia; Anura; Pipidae. Gene Ontology annotation, biological process: proteolysis. Gene Ontology annotation, molecular function: metalloendopeptidase activity; zinc ion binding; metallopeptidase activity.
ACUGAAGCAAAUGCAGAAUUCAACAGAGAUGGCCUGGAGGACCUACAGUUACAUUAUAAUUUGCCUAGUGACGUAUGCCACGAGUUUACCCUUAACCACGUUAGAAAAGCCUCUGGAGAGCGAUGAUCAUCAAGAAACACACAAACCAAAUGAUGCUGAUAUUUUCACCCAAAUCAUUGCAUCCAAUGAAGGUAUUGAUCAGCUCUUGCUGCAGGGGGACAUAGCCAUCCGUGUUGUCCGCAGUUCCUUACAGUGUGAUAACUGCAAGUGGGACAUAUCCAGUAAUGGCAAAGUCCCAGUUCCUUUUACUGUGUCCCCUGGUUACACUAAAAGCCAGCUCGCCCUGAUAACUGCCGCCAUGCAGGAGUUUGAAACUCUGACUUGUGUGGAUUUUGUUCCCAAGACUAAUGAGAAGAAUGUCAUCAAUAUAAAUAAUGGAAAUGGAUGUUGGUCCUACAUUGGAAGGAGUGGUGGAGUUCAGCAAGUGUCUCUGUCAAAGCAAAGCUGCAUGGUCAAAGGGAUUAUUCAACAUGAGCUUAAUCACGUUCUGGGAUUUGUACACGAGCAUGUUAGAUCCGAUCGGGAUCAGUAUGUCAACGUGGUGAAGAAAAAUAUAUUACCAGAUUCUCUGGGUAACUUUGAUAUCGCGGUGACCAAUAAUCUGGGACUCCCUUAUGACUAUUACUCGGUGAUGCAUUAUCCAAGGAAUGCCUUUUCUAUUUCACCCUUUCUACCUACCCUAAUUACCAAGCCUGACCCUACUAUUCAGAUCGGACAGAGAUAUGGUCUGACCAACCUGGAUAUCGCUAAAAUCAACAAGCUGUAUAAUUGUGAUGUCUGCAGCACAUUACUCUCUGAUGUGAAUGGGACUCUCUUUUCCCCCAGUUAUCCCUCUGCAUACCCCGAUAAUGCAAACUGUGUCUGGCUGAUCCGAAUCCCAUCCAACCAGGUCUCAGUCCAGUUUAUAGCAUUCAGUCUCCAAACUUCUCAGAACUGUGUUUCUGAUUACGUGAAGAUUUACGAUGGGGCCACAAGAUCAGAUCCAGUGCUGCUGGACAAGGCGUGUGGGUCCCUACUUUUGCCUCCAAUAACAGCUUCAUCUAACCUGAUGCUUUUGGAGUUUGUCAGCAAUGAAGGCAAUACAAUGACUGGCUUUGAGGCUACAUACAGCACAGUGAGCUGUGGAGGAACCUACACCAGCCAAUCAAAUAGCUUCAGUUCUCCUGGAUAUCCUGUUGCGUACCCACCAUUAACCACCUGCAUAUGGUCUAUUUAUGCCCCUGUAGGAUUCAAGAUUGUACUAACGAUUAAUAAAAUUGACGUGGAAUAUGGGCUCCUAUGCAUGUACGACAGCCUUACUAUUUAUGAUGGGUACAACACCACUGCUCCAAUCCUGAGAUGCGCAUGUGGGAACACUGCUGUUCCAAACCAGAUUUCCAGAGGCAGAUCCAUGCUCUUGGUGUUUAGCAGUGAUAUUUCCGUUCAAAAGAAAGGGUUCCAGGCUUCAUACACUUUAAUAUCUGCCAACUGAAGAAGAGGAGUUUCAUUAAAGGGAUAUUUCACAACUGAGAUGAGUACCUAAGGGAACUCCCUGGAUUUGUGAAGGCUUCAGAAUGGAACUCAUCUGUUCAUAUAGUAAAUAAGUUGUAUCUAGGGGUUGGGAUAGAAUAGUUAGACAGCAGGCACUGCACGUUGUUACUGUAGGGUGAAUCCUGCUGGUAGCGAUUGAUACCAAAGCUAAUGUUUCAUUUUUUGGAAUAUUUUAGUGUGUAUAAAUAUGUUGUAAAUAAACUAUUUAAUUAAAGUGU